AUGCAGUUCUCUACCGCCUUCGUCAUCCUGGCUCUCGCUGUUUCCGUCUCUACUGCUCCAACACGCCGUGAGUCGAGCUUCGCACUUCAGAAUGGGCAGGAUGCUAUUUCUCAAAACGAGAAGUUCAAGACACUCACCAUGGCGGACACGUGCGAUACGGGCGACCAGGCCUGUGUGGGUGGCGAUUUCGCCCAGUGUGUCAACGGGGCAUGGGUAGCCCAAGCGUGCGGAAGUGGCGAAACUUGCGCAGCGCUUCCUUUGGUCAAUAGUAAAGGCACUAGUAUCACUUGCGACACUCAAUCCGACAUAGACGCCAGAAUUGCAGCUACUGGUGCAACUAGCUUUGCAAGCUCGAGCGCUGGGGCUGCGUCCACUUCUACUUCUUCUGUUGCUGGAGGUUCGACCGCGGCAGCCAGCGCUACCACCUCGUCAACUGCCACCAAGACCGGUUCUUCGACUGCUGCUGCUGCCUCGUCCACCAGCACUGAUGACGCACAGAACUCUCUAACAUUGCUCUCUUCGGUAGUCGCGACCGGCUUCGAGUCAGACGGUCAAGCAAACGCCACAGCUGGCCAAGUCGCAUCAUUGACCUCGUCCAACAACUUCAUUAACUUCUGCGCCACCGUCGAUCUGCCCAUCACCAAUGGCCAACAGAUCACCACAGGAUCAUGCAACCCUGCUCCUAUGGGUGUCAUCGCCGCAUCUACCAACAUGCCCUCUUCCAAGUUCACGUCCCCCAAGAACCUUGACACCAUCCAGUCCAAUACCGACUUCAAUGUCAGCAUGGCCGUCAAGAACCUCGUCACCGGCAACUUCGUUAAUGCAGCCUCGAACUAUUACUCUGCACCCCAACAAGUCGAUGAUUCUGGCAACGUUGUCGGACAUACGCACAUCGUGAUCGAGACUCUUGACUCACUCACGCAAACCACUGUCACCGAUCCGACCAAGUUUGCGUUUUUCAAGGGUGUGGAUGGAGCCGCUGUCAAUGGAGAGGUCACUGUGGCGGUGACUGGGGGUUUGCCGGCUGGGGUCUACAGGAUGGCCAGCAUCAAUUCAGCUGCGAACCACCAACCUGUCCUGGUAGCCAUUGCACAAAGGGGCGCUCUUGACGAUAUGAUCUACUUCACCGUAUCCGACGAUCCCUCUGCCGCAUCAUCCUCCGCCGCUACUUCUGCCACCGCCAAAAGUGCCGCCACUACAACGGCGUCUUCCAAGUCCAGUACGAAGACAGGUUCUUCUUCUACCUCGACGUCAACGUCUUCUGCCUCCAAGGAUUGA
This is a messenger RNA of Stereum hirsutum FP-91666 SS1, 1278 nucleotides long. RefSeq lists its product as uncharacterized. The coding region runs from base 1 to 1278 and encodes 425 amino acids. The record is from RefSeq and is a predicted model, not a curated record. Lineage: Eukaryota; Fungi; Basidiomycota; Agaricomycetes; Russulales; Stereaceae. The transcript is spliced from 6 exons.